AUGCUCAUUUUUGAUACUUCUUGCACCCAAACCUCGCCAUCCCUUGCAUUCACCUCUGUCUGUCCCCCCCUCUUCCCCACCCCUCCCCUUGCCAUCCACCCCUCCCCUUGCCAUCCACCCCUCCCCUUGCCAUCCACCCUUCCUCUUGCCAUCCACCCUUCCUCUUGCCAUCCACCCUUCCUCUUGCCAUCCACCCUUCCUCUUGCCAUCCACCCUUCCUCUUGCCAUCCACCCCACCUCACAUCCACCACGAGGCACGUCGUUCAGCAAGGCCGAAUUCUUAAAAUCGUCCACACCUUCCACAAGGCAGAUCGUUCAGCAAGAUCGGUCGCACAGGGCCCUUCCCCACCAUCUUCCCCUCCCCUUAACCGUCCCACCGACCCCUUUCCCUCUCCCUCCCCUUUCCGUGCCACCCACCUCUCCCCUUUCCGUGCCACCCACCUCUCCCCACACGUACAACAUGACAGGUCGUUCAGCAAGGCCGGUCUCACAGGGCCCUUCCCCUCCGUCAUCUCUGCACUCAAGAGCCUUAAAGACCUGAAACUUCCUAGCAACUCCCUGUCCGGCCCCGUUCCUCCCUUCCUCUCCACGCUCACAUCCCUCACCACCCUGUAUGUCCCCCUGUACUAUUUGUCCGUGUUUUUCAUAUCUUCCCACACCCCUCUCUUCCGUCAACUUCUUUCAUGCCUCUCCACACCACACACCUCUCCAUAUCGGCCCGCACUUCUCUGCAUCGUUUCAUAUCGUUCUGAAUCGUUCUGCAGGCGGCUGGACUCGAACCAGUUCACAGGCUCCAUCCCCUCCGGCUUGUCAAAGCUAACAGCUCUUACCGUCCUGCAACUCAGCAACAACUCUCUCUCUGGUUCGCUGCCUUCUGCUCUCAGCACGCUCACCAAUCUGCGCAACCUGUACUCGCGCCAACAACAACAAGCUAUCUGGAUCGCUCCCUUCAUCUCUCAGAUUCUCUCCCGCAACACUCUAUCCGGCUCCAUUCCCUCCGACUACUCCGCCCUUGAGUUCCUUGCCAUCCUUCUGUUGAACAACAACUUCAUUAUUGGGACCAUCCCCUCCUCCCUCUCCACACUCUCCUACCUUUAUCAAGUAGGCGUGUCAGAGAACCUGUUAUCAGCAACAUCUCUUUCAACUCUCUCUCUGUCCACCGCCUGCCCAAGCCUCUCUCCGACUGACCUGCACUGUCCUCACAUUCCCCUCUCGCCUCCUCUCUCCCCUCUUCCCUCCCCUGCGCCUCAACCCCCCCACACCAGCAACGUGGCCUUCAAAUCUCUCUCUGGUUCCCUGCCCAACAACGUGGCCUUCAACUCUCUGUCUGGCUCCCUGCCCAAGUCCCUCUCCAAUCUGCAGUCCCUCUACUCUCUCGACCUCAGCAACAACUAUUUCAGUGGCCAAGUGCAGACUAUCUUCAGCGCUCUCACUUCACUUCAAUCCAUCAACAUCUCCUACAACUAUUUCACGGGGUAUUUACCCAAGAUCGGGUUUCUAGGCGAGCUAAAAUCCACCGACCUCUCCAACAACUUCUUUUUCGGGUCAGCCAACGACGGCACCGACAGCAUUGGGUUACCCCUCUGCCCGGACCCUCCCACCUCCUCCUACACAAUCGCCCAGAACUGCCUCUUAAACCUCGCAAACACUUGCACAGCCAUAUCCGGGCUGACAGUGAGUUUUGUGGAGCCGCAGAAGACGGAGGACGAGUGCUUUGUGUUCUGUGGGACAAGCCUUGCGAUGCCGAUUUUUCCGAACCAGCAGUGCGGGUACGAGAAGGGCAUGUGUGUGGCGAAUCUGAGCGGCAGCGGGGUGUUGUUCUACCAGUGCCAGUGCACGGCGCCGUUCGUCCGUUCUGCAGACGCCAAGUCCUGUGACCUGCCACGUAAUCCCCGUCUCGUGCCUGCCCUUCCUUCUGUUUUCGAGUCUGAGCGGCAACGGAGUGCUCUUCUACCAGUGCCAGUGCACGGUGACCCCGAUACAGCCCGACAGCCACAGUGGCCCCAGCAGCGCGGGUACGAGAAGGGCAUGUGUGUGGCGAGUCUGAGCGGCGACGGAGUGCUCUUCUACCAGUGCCACCAGCCCACCACCGCCACCGCCAUUUCCGCCAGGGCCCCUCCCACCCUCCCCUCCCCCCUCCCCACCUCCAAAAUCGCCUCCUCCUUCCCCACCGUCACCUCCGAGCCCCCCUCCUAG
This is a messenger RNA of Closterium sp. NIES-65, 2196 nucleotides long. Lineage: Eukaryota; Viridiplantae; Streptophyta; Zygnematophyceae; Desmidiales; Closteriaceae. The record is from the annotation of a GenBank genome assembly.